AUGACUGGAACAAGAAAAUUCUUUGUUGGUGGUAAUCACAAAUUAAAUGGUAACAGACAAUCAUUACAUACAUUGAUUGAAUCAUUGAAUAAUGCUACAAUUCCAUCAUCUGAUAUUGUUGAGGUUGUAAUUUCACCACCAUCAAUCUAUUUGGAGACCGCUCAGAAAGCAGUUGGUCCACGCAUUCAAGUGGCUGCUCAAAACUGUUACUCCGAAGCUAAAGGUGCCUUCACUGGUGAGAUCGCCGCAGAGAUGAUCAAGGACAUCGGAAAUCAAUGGGUUAUCUUGGGUCACUCUGAGCGUAGAAAGAUCUUUGGUGAGAGCGGUGAACUCAUUGCCAAGAAGUUGAAGCACGCCAUCGAAGUUGGAUUGGGUGUGAUCUUUUGUAUCGGUGAGCAGUUGGCCGACCGUGAAUUGAACCAGACCGACGCCGUUAUCUCCAGCCAAAUGAAAGACAUUCUCGGAUCGGUUCCCGAUUGGUCCAAGGUUGUCGUUGCCUACGAACCGGUGUGGGCUAUCGGUACAGGAAAGGUUGCCUCGCCACAACAAGCACAGGAUGCACACCACUUCAUUCGUGAGUGGCUGGCCAGCAACGUCUCCAAGGAGGUUGCAACCAACACACGUAUCAUCUACGGUGGUUCCGUCUCUGCAUCCAACUGCAACGACCUCGCAAAGGAAGCCGACGUCGAUGGAUUCCUCGUUGGCGGUGCAUCGCUAAUUGCUAACGACUUUAUCACAAUCAUCUCAUCCGCCAAACCAAAGUCAUCAUUAUAA
Molecule: messenger RNA, 774 nt
Organism: Heterostelium album PN500
Lineage: Eukaryota; Evosea; Eumycetozoa; Acytosteliales; Acytosteliaceae
Gene: tpiA
Product: triose-phosphate isomerase
Exons: 3
Coding region: 1-774 (257 amino acids)
Biological process (GO): glyceraldehyde-3-phosphate biosynthetic process; glycerol catabolic process; gluconeogenesis
Cellular component (GO): cytosol
Molecular function (GO): triose-phosphate isomerase activity
Source: RefSeq, a predicted model, not a curated record